GGCGAGAACACCGCUGAGGCUACCCCUCAAGGAGAGAUAGAGCGGGAAAGUCGGCAUUCCUGCAGCUCCACCGGCGGGGCUCAGCGAUAACCCCGCCAUCUCGCCUGUCAGAACAAAACCCAGGCUUGGGAACGAUUACGCCGGUUAACCUUUGUUCACUGCUGUACACGAAGCUUCAAUCAAAAUGCGUGAGAGAAUCCAACAGCUCGGUAUCGAAGGUCGCCAUGGUCACGAUGCCAUCUUCGAGGCCUCCUAUCUGGAUGACAUCCCGGCCGCCCUGACCGAGUGGAAGGCGUCACGCAUCCUUCUCGUCGUCAGCACCAGUCUCGACACAAAGUCCUCGGUCAUUCGUGAUCUCGAGAAGGACCUAUCAAACUACCAGGUCUACAAAAAAGUCGGAGUGGGCAAUCACUCGCCCUACAGUGACAUCAUCGACAUCGCACACAGAGUCCAGGAUCAUGACAUCCAAGCCGUUGUCUCUAUCGGUUCGGGCUCCUACUCGGAUGCGUGCAAAAUCGCAGUGAUGCUGAGUGCUACACUCCCCUCGAAAUUCAAGGAGGACGAGAUGGAAGCCUUGGUGGACCAGAAGCGAGGCCUAGCCGGACCGGACACCGUCAAGGCUCCUGCAACCAAGCUGAUCUGUGUGCCCACAAGCCUUAGUGCGGGCGAGUGGAACUCCUACGCGAGCGGGACCAAUGCCACAGGGAAGAAACAACAUUUUAUGCAUCCAGAGGGGGCCCCGUCCUUGAUCCUGAUGGAUCCCACGGUCGCACGAACCACUCCGUCGCACCUGUGGCUGGCGUCGGGCAUGCGCGCCGUCGACCACUUUGUGGAGAGUCUGUGCCGCGCCGAAUGCCACGGGGAGGCUGCAACUCAUAUCAAGAAGGGGUUGCCGCUGUUGGUGCGGGGCCUAAAGGAGUACCACGAGGGACAAGAGGGUGGCAACGAGGACGAGCUGCUAAAAGGCAUUGCAGAGAGUCAGCGCGGGUCUAGAGAUGCUUUAAUCCCCUUCAUUAAGUGGAAAAUACCCAUGGGGGCAAGCCACGCUAUUGGCCAUCAGCUGGGCAGUGUGGCAGGCGUCCAGCAUGGUGUGACGAGCUGCAUUCUACUCCCCCCGACGCUCCGAUUCACGCUCAAUGAGACCAAGGCGGCACAGGAGGCGAUCCUCCAGAUAUUCAAUGAAGUGCUUGAGUGGCAUGAGACCGAGGCUGCUGAUGCGGUUCAUCGGUUUGUCAAGCUGCUGGGACUGCCAUCGCGGCUCUCGGAAGUCGGCGUCACGCAGGAGGAGCAGUUGCACAAGAUCGCUGAGCUGACGCUGACUGACGCAUUGGCGCACAACAAGACGCUACCAGAUAAGGAGGGGAUCCUUCAGAUCCUUAACAUGGCCAAAUGAGAGAGAGAGUUGCUAUGCGGGUGUGGUAGAGGAAGCGAUGCGGCGAGUGGUUGCGAAUCCGGUGUUGACGCGUUUCCGUUCCGGAUUGGGUUAGAUCAGCAGCCACUCCAGUCAUGACGUCAUGAGCUUGGCCACGAUCAUCUCUUAAGGCGCAUAGGCACAUUCACGUAUAUAAAUCUCCGGAGAAUUGACAUGCGCGUGGUAGAUUCAAUCUCCUUGCAAUAUCACG
Messenger RNA from Aspergillus brunneoviolaceus CBS 621.78, 1622 nucleotides. Its product is annotated as iron-containing alcohol dehydrogenase. The coding region runs from base 185 to 1393 and encodes 402 amino acids. Gene Ontology annotation, molecular function: metal ion binding; alcohol dehydrogenase (NAD+) activity. The record is from RefSeq and is a predicted model, not a curated record. NCBI's taxonomy places the organism in Eukaryota, Fungi, Ascomycota, Eurotiomycetes, Eurotiales, Aspergillaceae. Gene Ontology annotation, cellular component: mitochondrion. The transcript has 4 exons.